UGUUAGGAGAUAGAAGUGUCAGCGAGCGGAGACCAGCCGCCAUACGGACGUCAGUGACAGGGUGGCGGUGCUGUGAAGAUGGCGGAGGCAGCAGCGACACCACAACACCGGUUCUUCUGCCACUGCUGUAAAUCUGAAACAGAACCAAAACUCCCGGAUUUAACAUGUCCCCGGUGUGAAUCUGGCUUCGUGGAGGAGGUGGACGAAGACUCAAGCCUCCUGACGCAGAGUACGACAGAGGCCACUGAAGAUGCUAACCCCCUCUUGACAGAACUGCUGUUGAGGCAGCAUAUUUCGCUCCUGGCAGAUCCCGUUGUGGCCGACACAGGCCCAGGCCACAGAGUCACCGCUGAUGAGCGGGUGGGGGGAUCCGAGGUCUCUUCUCUCUCCCAGGAGGCGUCUACAGCGGCAACAGAUAGCAGGCAAACUGAACCGACCUCCCACCAACCUGGGCUGGAGAGGAGGUCAUCUCAACCAGACCACAUGCCUGCAGUUGAGUGGAUUGUGCAGCAGUUCUUGGCUAAUUUGUUCGCUAGCAAUGGAAACCAAGGUUCAGCUUCGGCGUCCCUCUCUUCUAUGCUCCAAUUGCACUCUAACCCAGGAGACUAUGCUUGGGGUCAGGGAGGUCUAGAUUCUGUUAUCACUGAGCUGUUGGGUCAGUUGGAGGGCACCGGUCCCCCUCCCGCAGAAAAGGACAUGAUCUCAUCGUUGCCAACCGUCAGCGUCUCUCAGGAACAAACAGCAUGCCGGUUGGAGUGUCCAGUGUGCUGUGAGCGCUAUUCUUUAGGAGAAUAUGUCAGGCAACUUCCCUGUUUACAUUAUUUCCACAGUGACUGUAUAGUACCUUGGCUUGAGCUGCAUGACACGUGUCCGGUAUGCCGUAAAAGUCUGGACGGAGUGGACAACAGCUUGCCCCAGACGUCAGAGGCCACAGACCCCCCCUCUAUCAGACCCGAGCCCUCGGAGAGGCAGACCAUCUGAACCACGCAGCCCUGGUUGAAAGCCACGCACGCGCAUUGCGGUUUUUCAAGAGACACGGCCAUUUGUCACAACGCCUCCGUCAACCUUUUCACUGAAGUAUUAACAUCGAUCAACCUGUGUUGCUAUAAGAACGAGCCUCUCUAAACUCGCAGAGACAUUUCAGUCAUGUAUUCAUGUUUACAAGAAGCUCUGUCUUUUAUUUUAAUAAAAGCCACGCUGCCUCCUACCCCUUGCUAUCUAUGUGGCGGAAGAGUACACAGCAAAACAUUGCUUGGUGAAAAGAUGUUGUGGAUGUGUCGGUCCUUGUUUCACUGGGGUGUACCGUUUGGCUUACAUGGAUGAUUCAGAUGCUCAGACGCGAGGAACUAAGCACCGCUAAAUCACCAGUGACUGCCAAGAGUGAUGGGGAAUUUACUGAGUUAUGAAGUAGCCGUUUUGUACCAAGGCUCUGGGUAAGAGUGUUUUCCCAGCAGUUCAGUCGUAAAACUAAUUUGACCUACCUUGGGGUCAGUGUUGUCUCCUUUACCUAAAACUUCCAUUAAAUCCUAACUGUGA
This is a messenger RNA of Gadus macrocephalus (Pacific cod), 1536 nucleotides long. RefSeq names its product E3 ubiquitin-protein ligase RNF115-like. NCBI's taxonomy places the organism in Eukaryota, Metazoa, Chordata, Actinopteri, Gadiformes, Gadidae. Gene Ontology annotation, cellular component: cytoplasm. Bases 79 to 981 code for a protein of 300 amino acids. Gene Ontology annotation, biological process: protein ubiquitination. The record is from RefSeq and is a predicted model, not a curated record. The transcript is spliced from 9 exons. Gene Ontology annotation, molecular function: ubiquitin protein ligase activity.